Molecule: messenger RNA, 1068 nt
Organism: Lactuca virosa
Lineage: Eukaryota; Viridiplantae; Streptophyta; Magnoliopsida; Asterales; Asteraceae
Source: the annotation of a GenBank genome assembly
AUGGAGACAGAGACGACCUGCAACAAUCUACCAAACUUUGUAUCUUCAUUCGUCGACACUUUUGUUGACUUCUGCGUCGGCGGUAUAUUCUUGCCGGAACCUCCGUCUCCUCCGGUUUUCCAAACUUCAUUCCCUUCCCCUGAACGCCUAAUAGCAAUCGGUGACCUACAUGGCGACCUUCUCAAAUCCAAGCAAGCCCUCCGUCUCGCCGGUCUCAUCGACUCCAACGACCGCUGGUCUGGUGGGUCAUCUACCCUUGUCCAGGUCGGCGACGUCCUUGACCGCGGCGGUCAGGAGCUGAAAAUCCUCUACUUCCUGGAGAAACUUAAACGGCAGGCUGUUAAAUCGGGCGGCAAUGUGAUCACCAUGAACGGGAACCAUGAAAUCAUGAACGUGGAUGGCGAUUUCAGGUACGUGACCUUGUCUGGACUAGAAGAAUUUACGAAUUGGGCUGAUUGGUUUUGUAUCGGUAACAACAUGAAGAGUUUGUGUGAUGGAUUAGAAAAACCUAGAGAUUUGUACGAAGGGAUUCCAUUAAGCUUUCCUCGUGUGAAACAGGAGUACGUCAAGGGUUUUAGAUCUCGGAUCGCUGCAUUGAGGCCUCAAGGUCCAGUGGCAACCAGGUUUCUAUCAAAGAAUUUGACUGUAGUGGUGGUGGGCGAAUCUGUGUUCGUUCAUGGGGGAAUUUUGCCUGACCAUGUUGUUUACGGGUUGGACAGAAUCAACGAAGAGGUUAGGGAUUGGAUUAGUGGAUUGAAAGAGAAGGUAGCUUCCAGUCUGGUGAGGGGUGCUCGGAGGAUGAUCAUGGGGCAUACUAUUCAAGAAGCUGGUAUCAAUGGAGCCUGCGAUAACAGAGCAAUAAGGAUUGACGUCGGUAUGUCUCGAGGCUGCAUCAAUGGGUUGCCGGAGGUGCUAGAGAUUAACGAGAAUUCAGGGGUGAGAAUGAGAAUUUUAACAGCAAAUCCAAAUCCGAAUCCAAUGUAUCACAAUAAUAAUCAUGAUUCUGGGGGCAAGGAAAGUAUUGGUUUUUUUAUCCCUCAGCAAGUGGAAGUGGAAGUUGAGGCUUAA